Molecule: messenger RNA, 3247 nt
Organism: Gymnodraco acuticeps
Lineage: Eukaryota; Metazoa; Chordata; Actinopteri; Perciformes; Bathydraconidae
Product: arg8-vasotocin receptor-like
Exons: 3
Coding region: 267-1496 (409 amino acids)
Biological process (GO): regulation of systemic arterial blood pressure by vasopressin; positive regulation of vasoconstriction; G protein-coupled receptor signaling pathway
Cellular component (GO): membrane
Molecular function (GO): peptide binding; vasopressin receptor activity
Source: RefSeq, a predicted model, not a curated record
CUGGAAGCAUAAUUGUGGAUUUUUUUUUGUGUGACUUCUGCCGGUGUUCUUCUCCACUGUGUGCAACCUUUUGAACACACAUACACACACACACACACACACACACACACACACACACACACACACACACACACACACACACACACACACACACACACACACACACACACACACACACACACACACACACACACACACACACUGGAUUAACGGAGGAGCUUGAGAGCCACAGUCUCUGGUGGUGUGUUCAGAGGAGGAUCUCCAACAUGCUUUUCCCCUCGGAGACUUCCUGCAACCUGACGUUCCCAAACUGCAGUUUCCCUCCUGAUCUGCAGCCCGGCGCCUCAAUGCCUUCUGGGAAUUUCACGGGGAAAAGGAACCACUCUGACCCUUUCGGACGCAAUGAAGAAGUGGCGAAGCUGGAGAUCAGGGUGCUGAGUCUGGUGUUCGUGGCGGCGGUUUUGGGGAACGCGAGCGUGCUGCUGGCGAUGUACCGGACGCGCAGGAAGCCCUCCAGGAUGCACCUGUUCAUGAAACACCUGAGUUUGGCCGAUCUGGUCGUCGCCUUCUUCCAGGUUCUGCCGCAGCUCUGCUGGGAAAUCACCUUCAGAUUCUACGGCCCGGACUUCCUGUGCCGCAUCGUGAAACACCUGCAGGUCCUGGGCAUGUUCGCCUCCACCUACAUGAUGGUGAUGAUGACGCUGGACCGCUACAUCGCCAUCUGCCACCCUCUCCAGACUCUUCAGCAGCCCACGCAGCGCGCCCACAUCAUGAUCGGUUCCACGUGGUUGUGCAGCCUGGUUCUGAGCAGCCCGCAGUACUUCAUCUUCUCCCUGAGCGAAGUGACGCCCGGAUCAGGUGUGUACGACUGCUGGGGGCAUUUCGUGGAGCCGUGGGGUCUUCGUACCUACAUCACCUGGAUGGCGGUGGGCAUCUUCCUGCUGCCAGUAGCCAUUCUGGUGUUCUGUUACGGCUUAAUCUGUCUCACCAUCUGGAGGAAUCUGAAGUAUAAAACGCGUCGGAGUACAUCAGGCUCGGCACCAGAGAGGAUGCUGGGUCGCAGCUCCGUCAGCAGCAUCAGCACCAUCUCUAGAGCUAAGCUACGCACCGUGAAGAUGACCUUCGUGAUCGUGCUGGCGUACGUGGUGUGCUGGGCGCCGUUUUUCACCGUGCAGAUGUGGUCCGUGUGGGACGAGAGCUUCGUGUGGCACGAUUCGGAGAACAAGGCGGUGACGGUGGCCGCUCUGCUGGCCAGCCUCAACAGCUGCUGCAACCCCUGGAUCUACAUGAUCUUCAGCGGUCGCCUGCUCUCAGACUUCACCCUCAGUUUCCCGUGUUGCCGUCCUCUCCGCAGGAAGUUAGGACACCAAGACUCGGACAGUAGCAGCCGGAGAACAACUCUGCUGUCCCGCCUGCAGGGGUCCCGCCUCUCAGAGCCCUUCAGAGACCUCAACACACCCCCAAAAAACUGCCCCCAGGUCGAGUCUGCAUCCUGACCACCGGAAACACCAACUACGUGUGUUUGAUUUACUGAGAAUGAGAGAAAAACAUGAACUUCUCUGCUGUGUUGUCGCAGUAGGAAGGUGUGAUCUCACUGUAGGAGCCAACAUGCUGUGGUAGCCUGUGUUUAUCGUUAUAUUAUCUUCAUUAUUUGUUAAAGGUCCCCUAUUAUACUGUUUUUCAUCAAUAUAUCACAGGUCUCAGAUAUAUCCAGAACCUGUCUCUGAUUGGCUGAAACACCAAACAGAUCAUUGCAGCAUUACCCAUAAUCCCCUCUGUUUCAGCCCUGUUUCCAAAGUGCUGAUUCUCUGUCUGUUACUUUAGAUGAAAAUAAGGAGCCCCUCCCCACGCCCCUCUGAGAGACAUUUGGUUAAAAAUAACACUAUGUACUUUACCGUACUUUACCGAACGCAGAUCGCGUUCACACCGGAAUAAGUCCCUGGGGGAAAAUUACGCAAAUGAAGCCACUGACGUCACUUCUUCUUCUUCUGCUUUGGGUUUAUUGGCAGGCCGCAAACAACUUCACGGCGUAUACUGCCACCCGAAGUCCCCGGCCGGAAGUCCCCGGAGUUGGGGACUGGCUUCAGUAGAAGCUGCUGGGACUCCCACAUGAGACUUUUCUGUUUGUAAGAAAGUUUCUCAUGUCACCCACAGCCUGUUUGCUUUGGUAUGAUCCAGUAUGGGAAAUUCCACUCUGGCAAAAUUAAUGGUGUUUGUUUAACUCUUUCUUAUAAGUCAUUUUGGGGGCUAUUAGCAUGUUGGUCUCGUCCGCAAAUUAUUUAGUAAUCCAACUUCUUUAGAGUAUGAUAGGGCUGCACGGUUAGAGAAAAAAAAAAAAUUGUUAUUAAUUUGAACAGGGAGGACUGGGACUAAAAGUCAGCCCGGGACUCUCGACCGACUCACUUCGGUACCGUCGGCCCACCUCGGUACAAGUAAGUAAAUACCACUAGUACAUUUGACCUACAUUUGGAUAUUUCACUAGUCAAUACUGCGAUUUCGGUAACAUUUGGAUACAUUUUGCAACCCAAAAAAAGCACUUUGCUGCUGGUUUGUAGCACUAGGAAGGUAUGAACUCAUGUUAGUGUGCGGUCACACCUACAGUCUGUUUUCUUUGGACUAAAACAGAGUGGAAAAGUUUACUCUGUGGCAAAAUGUACGGUGUUUCUUUGUUUAGCUGCAGCUUUAAUAACUCUUUUAAGUCCGUUUUUUUCUCCCGCUGACAGCUAUUAGCGUUUUUCUUCAUUUAUCAUCUCCUGAACAUGAGCAUCUGUCCACACUGAAAUUCAUUUUGUGAUGCAUGGAGAAAAAUUGGCAUCCUUUAAUACCCCGUAAACCCUGCUGCAGCCGGGUUGUUAGCUUUAGAUUUUGAGAUAACAGUCACUGAGUAAACGUGAUAAAACCAAGCUUUCCCCACAUUACCAGUUUAUCGUGGAUACUGUCAGAGUGUGAUGACUGAUGGAUCUGGCCUGUUAUGGUCUGUGUAAGUAGAGAGGUGCUGGGAUGUCGUAUUUUUAUAGGCUUACCCUGAAGGUAGCACUACCGGCAUUCCCUUUAAAAAGCCAACGGGAUUUUCCAUUGGCUUUUUGAAUAUUGAAUAAAAAUAAACUUUAAUCUCCACCUCAUGAUUAUUGAAGUAAAAAGCUAAUGUUGGGCUAUAAAGGAACUACAGCACGGUCACAUGACUUCACGUCACCACCGCUAAACUAAAGGCGGCUAAUGUUGGGUUAUAAAGGAACUAACGCACGGU